AUGAUGACACUACGCUGUCAUUCUGCAGCGAUGGUAUCCAGCAGGAUGGCAGUAGAGAGCAGUUGUCCUCUGGGGCAAUUCCCCUGUGGUAACGUGACGGUGUGUCUGCACCAAGCUCUGCAGUGUGAUGGACACAGAGACUGCCCCAAUGGAGCCGACGAGGAAAACUGUGGGGACAACAGCGGAUGGGCGGACAUCUUUGAUCGAACCGUCAGAAAGGUCCAACCACAGGGCCUACCACCAGAAGACUGCUUCUUGCAGCAGUACCCAGAGAAUUGUGACUGUAUCAAGACAGAACUGGAGUGUGUGGAAGUCAACCUACAUGAUGUUCCUCAAGUCUCCACCAACGUCACCUGGCUGUCUCUGAAGAGUAACAAGAUAAAGAGCUUGUCUGACAACAUCUUCUCCAAAUACGCACACCUGCAGAGACUGUUCCUACAGAACAACAGCAUUCAGACAAUCUCCAGUGAAGCCUUCAGUGGACUCUACAAACUAGAGAAACUGUUUCUUAGUGUCAACUCCAUUUCAUCACUCAAACUCGGUGUGUUCAGUGAUCUCCGUAAUCUAUGGUGGCUUGUGUUGGAUCAUAACCCUUUGAAAAGUAUCUCCCAAGACACCUUCACCGGCCUCACCUCCCUCAUGUUCCUUUCCAUGGUGAAUACGUCUCUGGUGCAGCUCCCCCAACCCAGCCUCUGUCACCACACACCUAACCUCAGCUGGGUGGAUUUUGAGGGGAACCAGGUCUUAACCAUCAACUACUCCACUCUGAUAACCUGCAGCCAGCUCACUGUACUCCUCCUGAUGAACAACAGGAUUCAUGCUCUUCCUGUUCGCUCUUUUCAGACUCUGGUGCUGCUGGAGGAGCUAGACCUGUCCAACAACCGGAUUAAGGAGCUCCCCAAAAACACCUUUAAGAGCUUAAAGUCCCUUGUCAAAUUGAACAUAUCCCAUAAUCCUUUGUUCCACAUCUACCCGGGUCACUUUGACGACCUGACCCAGCUCCAGUCCCUGGGUCUGGAGGGUAUUGAGAUUCCAAACAUCCAGACCAAGAUGUUUCUACCCAUGGGAAACCUCUCACACAUCUACUUCAAGACCUUCCAGUACUGUUCCUAUGCGCCCCACGUGAGAACGUGUAAGCCCAACACGGACGGUAUCUCUUCCUUCGAGGACCUGUUAGCCAACGUGGUGCUCAGGGUCUCUGUGUGGGUCAUGGCCUUCAUCACAUGCUUCGGGAACCUCUUCGUCAUCGGGAUGAGAUCCCUGAUCAGAGCGGAGAACAACCUGCACGCCGCCUGCAUCAAAGUCCUCUGCUGUGCAGACUGUCUCAUGGGUGUGUACCUGUUCUUUGUCGGUGUGUUUGAUGUGAAGUUCCGAGGGGAGUACAAUCGUAACGCUCUCCUGUGGAUGGAGAGUGUGGAAUGUCGAACCAUCGGAUUCCUGGCUAUGCUCUCCUCAGAGGUAUCUGUUCUGCUGCUGACCUACCUGACUGUGGAGAAGUUCCUGGUCAUCGUGUUUCCCUUCAGUCACCUGAGACCUGGAAAACUACAGACUGCGGUGGUGCUGUUAUCUAUCUGGGUGCUGGGGUUCAUCAUCGCCGUAGUUCCCCUGAUGAACGAGGACCUGUUUGGGAACUACUAUGGUCGUAACGGGGUCUGCUUCCCCCUACACUCUGACAGACAGGAGAAGCCCACUGCUAAAGGAUACUCUAUCGGCAUAUUCCUGGGUCUGAACCUGGCAGCGUUCCUAGUGAUCGUGUUCUCUUACUCCUCCAUGUUCUACUCCAUCUACAAGACUGGUAUCAACGCUACAGACCUGAGGAGCAGGCUACACAGAGACGUGGCUGUAGCGAACAGGUUCUUCUUCAUCGUCUUCUCUGACGCCCUCUGCUGGAUCCCCAUCUUCCUGGUCAAGAUACUGUCCCUGCUGCAGGUCGAGAUACCAGGUACCAUCUCAUCCUGGGUGGUGAUCUUUAUAUUACCCAUCAACAGUGCCCUGAACCCCAUCCUCUACACUCUGACUACCAGCUUCUUCAGAGAACAGGUGGAGGUCCUGCUGUGUCGUUGGCAGAGAAGGUCGACCCUGAAGAAGAACAGGAAGAGCCUGACCUCUACUGUAUACAUAGAGGAUUCAAGGAAUACACUCAACCAGCCUCCAGCAUACCUACCUACUGUACCCCGGGUACCACUGACUGAUAUGGAUCCUCGCUACGGGUGAAGGAGAGGUGGUAGGAGUGGGGGGGGCCUCGUCAUGGGAAGGAGGGAGUGAGAAAGGAGGAGGGAGAGUAUGAAUGAGAGAGAGGUUAGAAAAAAACGUCGGCCCCCCCUAAUGAUCUGCCCAGCAUGUCUGAUA
Oncorhynchus keta (chum salmon) is the source of this 2349-nucleotide messenger RNA. RefSeq names its product relaxin receptor 2-like. The transcript has 22 exons. Gene Ontology annotation, molecular function: protein binding; G protein-coupled receptor activity. Bases 1 to 2214 code for a protein of 737 amino acids. Lineage: Eukaryota; Metazoa; Chordata; Actinopteri; Salmoniformes; Salmonidae. The record is from RefSeq and is a predicted model, not a curated record. Gene Ontology annotation, biological process: G protein-coupled receptor signaling pathway. Gene Ontology annotation, cellular component: membrane.